Messenger RNA from Colletotrichum higginsianum IMI 349063, 1008 nucleotides. RefSeq names its product U6 snRNA phosphodiesterase. The transcript is spliced from 2 exons. Gene Ontology annotation, biological process: U6 snRNA 3'-end processing. Gene Ontology annotation, cellular component: nucleus. The record is from RefSeq and is a predicted model, not a curated record. Gene Ontology annotation, molecular function: 3'-5'-RNA exonuclease activity. Bases 1 to 1008 code for a protein of 335 amino acids. NCBI's taxonomy places the organism in Eukaryota, Fungi, Ascomycota, Sordariomycetes, Glomerellales, Glomerellaceae.
AUGGCUCUAGUGGACUAUUCCUCGUCCGACUCUGCUUCUGAACCGGGCUCGCCUCCGGUCAAGCGUCGCAAAGCGUCGGGCUCCGGGACCCACGGCCCCAUGCCGGACAGCGACGCUACCGGCGCCGUCGAAUGUCAUGAUAGCGAAACAAAAUCCGGUUCUGUCGAUGUCAUGGGCAAAGCCAGCAACUCGGAGGGGUUGCCCCCUCUUCCUGCCCAAUUCCAUGAUCUUUACGCCUCCACUGUCCGAGCCAGCACAGCCGAUGACCCAAACCUGCACCAAGGUCGGAAGAGGACCAUUCCGCACAUUGCUGGCAACUGGCCGUCACACGUAUACAUUGAAUGGCACCCAACUGCCGACCAGCAUUCCCUCCUCGUCGCCCUUCUGGACAACAUCAAGCCCAUUCUCAACUCGCAGAAGCUGUACCCGCUCCUCACCUCCGACCUCAACGCCCCUCUACCCCUCCAUAUCUCCCUCUCACGCCCGCUGUCCCUGCCCACGGCACAGAAGGACCACUUUCUCUCGGCUCUAACACACUCGCUGUCCGCCGCUACGGGGGGGUUCCACAUCUCCCCUCGAGGUAUCGGCUUCUUCAAGUCCCCCGACUCGGACCGAGCCUUCCUUGUCCUCCGCGUCGCGGAUUCGGCCGUCUCGCAGGACACUACCAACACGAGCGGCAAGAACCCGCAGCUGCAGGCACUGCUGACAAAGUGUAACGCUGUUGCCUUGCGCCUCAACCACCCACCCUUGUACCAGACCGACGCCACCGAGCUCGUCGACGACGCGUUUCACAUGAGCAUCGGUUGGACAUUCGGGCUACCGCCGGAGGACGCGUGCUUGCGGACGCGUGCUCUGCUGAAGCAGCCCGACUUCCGCGACGUUGGGCAGUGGGAAAUUGGGGUGUCGGGGGUCAAGAUCAAGAUUGGAAACAUUAUCACGCAUGUGCCUUUGACUGACGACUCGAGGGCUAGGAAGAACAGUAUUGUUGAGGAAGGGUUGUAUGAGUAG